AUAUCAUAAAGUCCAACACUGAUCUGUGUCAAUUAUUUUUACCGGUGUCGACCUCUGCAAGCAUUUUCUUUGAAUACAGCAUGUGAAUUGUCAAAAGAUGAUAGCGUGACAAGUAUUUUCAGUGGAUGGUUUAUUUUAAUGGAUUUAAUGACUUCAUGGUAUUAAUUAACGACAAUAUAUAUUUUAUUGCGGUGACAAGCUCUUAACACGCGAAAUUCUAUUGGUUUUCUUUACUUGGCCUUUCCUUAUUCCGGUCUACCAGGAAAUAUGAUAAUUGCCCCUACAGUUGAUUAGCUGCUUGUGUUGAUAAUAACAUGCUGUUAAUAUAUGAUAAGCCCGUGUCGUAUAUGUCUGCACUCCAGUUGGAAUUAAUACCAGUGGAACAAUUUUUAGAUAGUUUGCGAUCGGUAUUUGAUAGCAAAGCAGUCCAAAAGGUGACAGAUGUGUUAUAAAAUAACCUGAAAAAUUAUUUCGGUCAUUCCAAUUUUUAUUGUUUACUUUGAAGCGUAUAAAUAAAAAGUUUAAGAUGUUUAAAAUCCUUUACUUAGGAUUAUGUUUAUUGUUUUUUGGAAAUUGCAUUGGUGAUUAUCCAGAUUGGGAUACAAAAUGGCAAAUGUUAUGUCCUGGUCUAUAUCCCAGAGCUUUUACAAGUUAUACACCUCGUGGGAAUCUUUCUAGUGGAAUAUAUAUUACUCAGCCACAUUUAACUAGUAUGAAACACUGUGUAGCUGCAUGUUGCACUAAACCCACAUGUAAUGUGGCACUUAUGCAUAAUGGCACUUGUUACCAUGUACUAUGUGAAAGUUCCAAAAUAUGUAUACCUUUGUAUAGAAAAGAUUUGGCAAAUGAAAAUCCACCAAGUAUGGUAUUGGUUAAACCUGUAGAAGAAGAUGAAAUGUGGAGUGAUUUAUUGGAUCAAACAAGUGAUGAUACAGGAGGGUUUCUCAUGGAUGGUACAGAAGGAGAUCACAUUCUUUUUGGUGGCUCAAAUGGAAUAAGUUGUAUCACUCAAACAAAUUGCUUAGAGCAUGAAGUAUGUGUUAAAACAGCAGAUAAGUCUGAUAUUGGAAUUUGUCAAUGUUCUACUGGAUAUAAACGUAAUAUAGCAGGAAUGUGUAUUUUGAUGGAAGACAUUGAACUUGGUGCAACACCGCAAGUGAAAGCACAAAAUAUAAAAGACUCUAGUACAUCUAUGAAACCACCAAUAAAAAGAUUGUUAGUUUCUGCAGUUUCAAAGGAAGUACGAUUACCAGAGAAUGAAGUAACAUUAUCUGCCUAUACUGUACCAGCAGAACAAGAAAAUGAACAUUACAAUUAUGCUUGGAGUCUUUUAAGUCAACCAGAUGGUCAUACUGGUAUAAUGACAGAUCAGAACCGUAUGACUGUCAAAUUAAGUAACUUAUCUGAAGGUUUAUAUGCUUUUAAAGUAGCAGUAAAUGGUUUAAAUGUUUAUGGUGAAGCAUAUGCAAAUGUUAGUGUUUUGCCACCUAAAAGAAUAAAUCAGGCUCCAAUUGCCAUAAUUUCACCUGCAUCACAAAUUGUGAAACUACCAAAUACGGGAGCUGUAUUAGAUGGCUCGUCAAGUACAGACGAUGAUCGUGUUAUUUCCUAUCAUUGGGAAUUACAACAAGGUCCUAUUGGAUAUCAUCCUAAUCUAGUUGAUACACCUACUUUACAAUUAGAUAAUCUUAUUCCUGGCAACUAUACCUUUAAAUUGACAGUUGAAGAUUCUAAUCAUAUCACUAAUUCUACAAGUGCUAAUAUAACAGUUGUGAAAGUAACUGAUUAUCCUCCUAGUGCAAAUGCUGGUCAAAAUAUUAUUAUAUAUUUACCUCAAAAUACAUUAACACUCAAUGGUAACUUAAGUACAGAUGAUCAUGGAAUAGCAAGUUGGGAAUGGACAAAGAGUCCCUCAGAUCAAAAUAAAGCAGUGGAUAUGCAAAAUACUAGAACACCAUAUUUACAACUGUCUAAUUUGGAGGAGGGAAUGUACACAUUUGUGCUAAAAGUAACAGAUGAUUCAGAACAGUCUUCUACAGCUGAGGUUCAUGUAUUUGUUAAACCACCAACGAAUAAACCACCAAAGGCUGAUGCUGGAGGAGAUAUAACUAUAGCAUUACCUGAAACAAAAACUGUGCUUGAUGGUCGGAAAAGUAAAGACGAUAUUAAAAUUGUAUCUUACCAUUGGGAGCAAAUAAGUGGGCCCAGCAAUGUUGAAUUCUCAGCAGUAAAUGAAUCAAUUACAAAUAUAACAAAAUUAACAAAGGGUGAUUAUAAAUUUAAAUUAACUGUAAUUGAUGAUAAUGGAAAUAAAGAUUCAGAUACAGUUGAAGUAAAAGUUACGCAAAAUAAAAAUGCUCCUCCAAAAGCAAAUGCUGGUGGAGAUCAAGUAGUUGUAGCACCUAUCAGUGCAUUAAUUAUUAAUGGAUCUCAAUCAACUGAUGAUUUAAGAAUUAAUGAGUGGAUAUGGAGUAGAGACCCAUCUAGUCUUGCUAUAGGUACUAUAAUUCAGAAUACUGACAAAUCAUCGGUUCUAAUGUUGACAGAUAUUGUACCAGGCAGAUAUGUUUUUAGAUUAAAAGUAAUAGAUGAUCAGGGUCUUAGUAGUGAAGACACUGUAUCUGUGAUAGUAAAAUCUGAUCCACAAUUGUUGCAUUUAGUUGAAUUGACGUUAAACAUCGGAGCAAAUAUGUUAACAGUAUCACAAAAAAAUUCAUUAGUAUUAAAAUUACAAAUGUUACUGCGAGAUGAAGCAUCAAUUAUUGUCCGAAAUUUAAGAGCGGAAUCACAUACUGGUAGAGCUGUUUUAGUGUUUUAUGUUGAAAAGAAAGGAGGAAAAGUUACUAUGCAUGGACCAGAAGUAGUUAAAAGAUUGAAAGAAAAAUUAAGACAAGAUUCAGGCCUUCUGCAAUUGUCUGUGGCGAAUAUUGAUACUGCUGUGUGUCAAAAUAAUUGUUCAGGUCAUGGUGUAUGUGAUCAAGAAACAAGAUUGUGCAUGUGUGAAGCAUUUUGGAUGCAAAAUUUAAUACAGAAAUAUUUUGGCAAUGGUGACUCUAAUUGUGAUUGGAGCAUUCUCUAUGUAAUAAUAGCAUUACUAUCUCUAGUCGUAUGUUGGGUUGGUCUUAUUUGGGGUCUUGUUUGCCUGUGUCAAAGAAUAUGUACAGGAAAACGUCGUUCAUUUCGCACGAAGAAAAAACCACCUCGUUAUUCUCUUCUGCAAUCGAAACCGGAAGACGAUAGUAGCACGUUUUCGACACACAAAAUGGUACUAUCUGAAUCGGAUACGGAUUCUGAUGAUGUCCUGUUUGAACACCGUAAAGUGAAAAAUAGCAGUCAAAUAAGAAACGGUAAAUCUCGAAAUGGUUUUAUUAAAGUGGGUUCUAGAGUGAAAACAUGAGGUAACAGGAAUGUAUAGAACGUAAGAUCUUGGUAAUCGACGCACAUUUCUGUACGUUUGGUCAAAGGAAAAAUAACAUAAAAUACUAGUCAGUUACAGGGCUGUAAUUUUAAGCAUAUACCUAACAAGAACAAUAUAAUUUCUUGGACAGAAGAAAUUGUCAUAUGUAAAAAGAAUAUAACGAAACUAGAUGUACUUAACUAAGUACUAAUUAGAAAAACAAAAAACACAAACUCACUUCAUUGCAUUGUUUGAUUUAUUCGAAAUAAUACACAUAUUAAUUAGUAUUAUGUACUCGUAUUUGAAAUUUUUAUUAUAUAAUUGUAGACGCACCGCUAUAUACACGCAAGCGGUAUAAUAGCACAAUGAUCAAACUUGGUUUGAUUACGGCCUUAGAAAGUAUUGGAAUUAGUAUAUAUAUAUACACAUACAUAUUCAUUCCUUAUUCAUAUGUAUAUCCCUUGAAUGUAAUAUUUGCUCUUUAAUAUGUAUAUCAUCAAUCUUAUUUUUACACUGCGUAUGGA
Eufriesea mexicana is the source of this 3921-nucleotide messenger RNA. RefSeq names its product dyslexia-associated protein KIAA0319. The transcript has 15 exons. Bases 527 to 3397 code for a protein of 956 amino acids. Gene Ontology annotation, biological process: neuron migration. Gene Ontology annotation, cellular component: cytoplasmic vesicle; membrane. The record is from RefSeq and is a predicted model, not a curated record. NCBI's taxonomy places the organism in Eukaryota, Metazoa, Arthropoda, Insecta, Hymenoptera, Apidae.